Molecule: messenger RNA, 1584 nt
Organism: Daldinia childiae
Lineage: Eukaryota; Fungi; Ascomycota; Sordariomycetes; Xylariales; Hypoxylaceae
Exons: 4
Coding region: 1-1584 (527 amino acids)
Molecular function (GO): acyltransferase activity, transferring groups other than amino-acyl groups
Source: RefSeq, a predicted model, not a curated record
AUGCUUCCCGGUCAACCAGCCACUACGUCCGGACACCGUGGAGGCUCACGUCGGUCUCAGGUGACCCUCAUCAGGGACCACCAGGCUUGCAUCCCCCUUACUAGGAUACUCGGCGACAGUGACAUUGUCGUUCUUCUCACACCAGUUGUUCCGCCUGCCCAACUAGAUGUUGGUAAAGAGGAUGACCCGUUUGAGCCAUUAGGUCGAGCCUUGGCCACGAGACAUCCGUGGAUUCGACAUGUUCCGUACACCUCACGGAACGGGUUAACUAGCACGCAUGUCGGUUUCAUCAAACGAGCCAAAGUUGUCGUCUUCGUUAUCUCGGGGCUUCCUUACACCGGUCAAUCUUCGCAGGUUGAGAUUGCUCUAAUGGCUCGGAAGAUAGGAGAGCAACGCCCGCAAAUUAUCAUGGCAUGCCAAAAUGUACAUGAUCUCGGCCUCAUGGAAGCAAACUUCCCUACAAUUGUCCAGCUGCCCGGAUAUCUACCUUCUGACUUGCAGGUUGCGGCUGCUAUUCUGUUUGGUGAAGCUACAUCUACAGGUACCGCGGGGUUAGAUGUGCAGUCACUGAUGAUAGAGCCGAAAUUCUGGCCGCCGGAGAAUUGGGAUGCUCUUAAUGUCGCCCCAGUACAUGAGCUUUGGAAUCAGUGUCUACCGGAUCAGUUUCACCUGGAGAAAUUCCCCCUACAGUCAUUACUCCAGCGGGAUGGUUACGCGAUGCAUUUCGUCGUGAGACUUCCUGAGAACCGUGAAGUUAUCGGGUUCUGUGCGACUUAUACUACAUUUGUUGAUAGAGAAGGUGAGCGACUUAUUGGGUCGUUGGCUAUGAUUAUUGUUAAGCCAGCAUAUCGGCGGCGGGGGAUCGGGCUUAGCCUUUAUGAGCACGCUCUCAGACAACUUAAAAGAAUACGGGGAGUGGAUCGAAUUCAAUUGGGUUCUACGUUCCCCCGCCUUCUAAGCGGUAUUCCUGCCGCUUCUGCGUCUGAGGGCUGGUUUCGGAGGCGGGGUUGGCAAAUGGAUGGGCAGGCUCCAGGCCGUGGUCAAGAUAUUUGCGACUGGCUCUUGAGGAUUGAUGAUUGGCCGAGCGGUGGAUUGUCAGCGCCUUCCUCCGGGCUGACUUUCCGACAGGGCAUAUUCGACGAUUUCCCCUUAAUCGCAGACUUUGUAGAAAAGGAGUCUGCUCGCAAAGACUAUACGGGUUGGUAUGACCAAUACGUGAAUCUCGCUCAGGAUGGCCGCAUCAGUGAUAUUGUCCUAGGAUGGGAACAAUCGGAAAUCAUUGCUUCUGCAUUAAUAUAUACACCGAAUGAAGCUAGUUCAUUGGCACAAGACCUUCCUUGGGCACGGACGAUUGGAUCUGAUGUGGGGGGUGUAGCGUGCAUCUGCAUUGCAGACGGCAAUGCGGCGAUGACAAUCAGUAAGGACACUGUUAUGAUUAGAUUACUCGAUGCUUGCGUCACCAUACUCAAAGACCAAGGAAUGAAACGCGUGUUUCUCGAUGCUGUAAAAGGUGGUUAUGAGGGGUUUCAAUCAAUGGGGUUUCAGAAGUGGGCUAUAUAUAAAGAUCUAUGGAAAUCGACAUAA